CCAUAACUCCCCACCGCUGGCCGCCACUAAACUCUCUCUCUCUCUCUCUCUCUCAAUCUCCGUAUCCAUCCGCUUUUCGUGCUGUCUUCCUCGUCGGUCCGGGAAACCAGUUGAAGAGUUCUGACCAUACUAAGCUGGCGAUAGCACUGAGCAAGAGUUCAGAGGCUACCAAGUUGAACUCUCAGCAUCUAUUCGAAUCCUGGAGUUUUCAGGCUGCUCAGGAAGGAAUGUGCCUUGGACUACAACAUAGAGAUAUGUACCUUGGACUAAGAAAGCUGCGUACCCAUAGCUACUCCAAAACUUAAAGCCAAUGCCGGAAUUUCAUGUGUGCUCAUUUUGUCCGACCACUCCUCAGAAAACUUGAGCCUGUUACCUCUGCCCCAUUUCACUUCUGUCCCAAGAAUUAUCAUUACCUCUCCUUUAACUACUUUUUAAACUCCUGCUCUUCUCUUUCAAACCUCAAAUGUAUCCACGCUCUAAUCUUCCAACAUGGAUCCAACCAAAGCCUCCUCCUCUCAACAAAGCUGGUUACUUUGGCAUCUUCAUUGGCCCCUACUAUGGACUAUGCACGAAAACUCUUUGAUGCCACACCUGAAAGGGAUGUAUUUCUUUGGAACACCUUGAUUAGGGGUUAUGCUGAUCAGGGUCCUUGCCAUGAAGCCAUAGUUUUGUACAGAAACAUGCAUCGCAGUGGGUUGUCACCUGAUAACUACACUUUCCCUUUUGUGGUUCGGUCCUGUGCGGUGCAGUUGGCUUUGAGGGAAGGGAAAGAAGUGCAUUGUAAUGUAAUUAAAUAUGGGUUUCAUUCGGAUGUGUUUGUUCAGAGCGCUUUGGUCAGUAUGUAUGCACAGAGUGGAGAAACUUUGGACUCAGAGAUUGUUUUCAGCGAAAUGGUUGUGAAGAACAUAGUUUCUUGGACUGCAAUGAUAGCAGGGUAUGUGCAAAAUGGGUUUUAUGAAGAAGGGUUGGGUGUUUUGCGAGACAUGGUGGCUUCAGAUACCCAACCAAAUGUUGUAACGCUGGUCAGCGUCCUCCCUGCUUGUGCUAGUUUGGAAUUUUUGGAUUUAGGAAAAUUGAUUCAUGGUUUUGGAAUAAAAGUUGGUGUUGACAAAGAUGUAGCACUCAUGAAUGCUUUGAUUGCAUGUUAUGGCAAGUGUGGGAAUCUUGACACUGCAAGAUAUUUAUUUGAUGGGAUGGCAGUAAGAAAUUUGGUCUCAUGGAAUGCAAUGAUCGCUGCGUAUGAACAGAAUAAUUCAGGGACAGAGGCAAUAGAACUCUUUCGCAGGAUGCAAACUGAAAAUGUCGAGUAUGACUAUAUCACACUAGUCAGUGUUAUUUCCGCCUGCACUAGCUUGGGUGCACUUAACACUGGGAGAUGGUUGCAUGAGCUCAUUCGAAUGAAAGGCUUUGGAACCAAUGCUUCAAUCACAAAUGCACUCAUUGACAUGUAUGCAAAGUGUGGCAACAUAAACCUGGCCAAGGAUGUAUUUCAGGGGUUGCCUCAUAAAAGCGUUGUGUCCUGGACAUCUAUAAUAGGGGCUUGUGCUUCUCAUGGUCACGGUGAUGAUGCUCUCAGGCUUUUCUCUAUGAUGAUAGAACAGUGUGUCAAACCAAAUAGUUUCACUUUCACUGCUGUUUUGACUGCGUGUAGGCAUGUGGGUCUAGUAGAAGAAGGGAGAAAGCACUUUGAGAGCAUGAUCAAAGACUACUCAAUUUGCCCUGGUUUAGAGCACUAUGCUUGUAUGGUUGAUCUUCUGGGUCGAGCCGGCUGUUUGCUAGAGGCUUAUAAGUUUAUUGAGAGGAUGCCUGUUGAUCCAGAUGUGGGUGUUUGGGGAGCUUUACUUAGUGCUUGCAGGAUACAUGGCAAUGUUGAGCUCGCCGAGCUUGUGACAGCACAUCUGUCCCAUUUAGAUACUCAAACAGUUACAUCCUACGUUCUUAUGUCAAACAUAUAUGCCGAAGCCCGUAGAUGGGAAGAUGAAGCUAGGUUGAGAAACUUGAUGCGAGAAAAGGAGUUGAUGAAGUUACCUGGGCAAAGUUCUGUUGAGGUGAAUCAACGAUUUUAUACAUUUCUAUCAGGUUCAAGAUCCCGAGCAUCUUGUCUGAAUUAAG
This is a messenger RNA of Malus domestica (apple), 2112 nucleotides long. Its product is annotated as pentatricopeptide repeat-containing protein At1g08070, chloroplastic-like. NCBI's taxonomy places the organism in Eukaryota, Viridiplantae, Streptophyta, Magnoliopsida, Rosales, Rosaceae. Gene Ontology annotation, biological process: RNA modification. The record is from RefSeq and is a predicted model, not a curated record. Gene Ontology annotation, molecular function: RNA binding; protein binding. Gene Ontology annotation, cellular component: intracellular membrane-bounded organelle.